Molecule: messenger RNA, 2006 nt
Organism: Prorocentrum cordatum
Lineage: Eukaryota; Dinophyceae; Prorocentrales; Prorocentraceae
Source: the annotation of a GenBank genome assembly
AUGAAUUUGGAUUUGAAGGGCCCAGGUUCCAACAACUUCUUGCCUAUGGAAAUUCAGAUCCUGCUAGAUAAGUGGCUGUGCAGCAGGACCCAAGCCAUGGAUCACAGCAAAGCAAUCCGGGAGCAGCUCUCAACUAAGAACAUCGUCGAAGCGGCCAAGAAGGUGAUCAGCCGCUACAACCUCAGGGCCAUAAAGACAAACAAGGACAUCGACGCGACGAACAAUGCAACAUGGGAUAAAUUCCUGGCUAAAGAGAUCACUGACGACCAAGCCACAGAGAUGUACCUGAAGCGUAUUCCUCUAGCUGAAGGCCAUCCCACAGCGACGUGGGCGAAGCGGUUCAAGGACAGAUUUGGCUGGCGUACCAAGAGGCUGUCUGCGCCUGGGGACGCGCUCCCGCUGAACCACUGGAAAGUGGUGCAAUGGAGACGGGGUUGGACAGAGGAUCUUGCCAGGGCCAACGUGGACGAGCGCCUUGUCUUGAACUAUGACCAGGUUUGGCGCAUUGUGCAUCGCGGGAGCCAGGUAAAGCUAUACAAGGCACGGGACCGAUCAGGACGCCAGCUCGAUGGGCUGUCGCGCAAGCAGCAGUUCAUGGCGAGAGAGGCUCGGGGAUCUCUGGCUAUGCUCAAGAAGAAAGCCUACGACGAGGCCAACACCUACCUGGACUACGAGUGCCUGGGCGAUUCCACUGAUGAGGAAGUCGAGGCCGAUCCUGACUUCGUCUCCAACAUCCCUGUGGCCGGGGCCCGGCUGCCACAUACCUGCGUCACCUCAGUGUGGGCCAGCGGCCACACAGGGCCCCUCAUCUACGUGUUCGGGUCGAACGGGCCACUCAAGGCGAGCACCGUCGCUGAGCUGAACAACAAGUACCAGGGGGAAAUCUUCUGCAUGAUGAGCGGCAUAGCUACCCACUUCAUGGACACAGAUUCAACUCUGCGCAUGUGGGAGGGUGCCUUUGCACCAGCCUUCGCCCAGCGCCGCAAGGAUUUGGGCUUGACGCGCGCCGUCAGAGGGGCCCUAGUCUAUGAUUCAUUCUCGGGAAACGAGGGGAGCGGUGGGAAUGUCCAGCGCGAGAAGUUCCUGGAGGACCACAACCUGAUCGCGAAGCAGAUUCUUCCGCACGGCACCGCUGUACUCCAAGCAUGCGAUAAGAUACACGCAUACUGGCGCAGGCCGAAGCAGUUGGAUUCAAUGCUAACCCCAUGCGACGCGCAGCACUUCAUGAUAUUGCUCGCAAUGAAUCAGGUUGUGCUGAGCGGCCUCUGGGCGUGGCGCAACUUGCCAAAGACUCUUUUGGAGUGGGCUUGGUUGUCGGUCGGCCUCGUGAGCGAAGAGUCCAUGGCGCAGAUGAACAACCGAGAGCCCAGGGGCGAGGACCUUAUCGACGAGCAGGCGGCCAAGGUGUACAAAAAGUUCAUUAUGCUGGACGGGAAGCCCGACGUCGAGCCCGACCCAGAGAAGCGCCAUGAUGACCACUCAGCGGAGCUCCCCCACACCCGGGUGUGGCUGUUGGGCGAUCAGAUGCUCCCGAAGUACAUGUACGUUGCCCUGGAGACCGCUCUGUACUCACAUCGGAACCAAGUGGCAGCGGCCCUGGCAGCUAAGACGAAGGCUGAGGCGCUGGAGGACGGCCCGGCCAAGGCGAAGGCGGUCGCAGCCACCGCCGCCGCUGUUGACAAGGUCAACUCGAAUCGCUUCUACACGUUUCUCUUUAAUCCAUCACAGCAUCGUGAGAUCAGGGGGAGAGAGAAACUCAUGAAGCUGCCAAAGUACAAAGGGGCGACCAAGCAUGGUAUUGCGUUUCGCCUCGACCCUGCAACUCCGAGCAUUCGCGUAGACCCGCUAUCGCCUGGUGAGUUCGUGCCCAUUCGGUGCGUGGAGGUAUUGCCAGGUACUGACCCAAUGCCUGCCAUCUUCGCGCUGGACGCCCUACCAGAACCGCCCCCCGAGCCUGAAGACGACGAAGGUGGUGACGUCGACCCCGUGAUGGCCGAGGGCGGCGC